Thlaspi arvense is the source of this 1117-nucleotide messenger RNA. NCBI's taxonomy places the organism in Eukaryota, Viridiplantae, Streptophyta, Magnoliopsida, Brassicales, Brassicaceae. The record is from the annotation of a GenBank genome assembly.
GUUUACUUAUUAGUUUCGCUAGAGAAUAUUAUGAUAUAGCAUCCAUAUCUUUUGUUUAAAAUUCAAAAAUGCUUAUAAUAUAAAGAUUACUCAGUCUGCACAACACAUAUAUGUAUAGCUUUUGAGCGCCAGCGAAGGAGAAAAAGACAAAAUUAACUUGUUCAUUUAUCAUAGUCUGAACUCUGAAGAGAUUGAUUGUAUGUGCCUAUAAGUCCGCCACGAAAAUAGCACACAUAUCAAUCUUGGAAACAUGAGAGAGGAUAAUAGCGCUUUGAAAACGCGCGUUCUGGUGGUUGGCGGGACGGGGUCGUUAGGGAGGAGGAUCGUAACGGCGUGUUUGGCUGAGGGACACGAGACUUACGUUCUGCAGCGGCCAGAGAUCGGAGUGGACCUCGAGAAGGUGCAGCUCCUUCACUCUUUCAAAAGACUCGGCGCACGUCUAGUCGAAGCAUCGUUCACUGACCACCAGAGCCUUGUCUCCGCCGUGAAACAAGUCGACGUUGUUGUCUCCGCCAUGUCCGGUGUUCAUUUUCGUAGCCACAAUAUCCUCGUUCAGCUCAAGCUCGUCGAAGCCAUCAAAGAGGCCGGUAACAUCAAGCGCUUUUUACCAUCAGAAUUUGAAAUGGAUCCGCCACGUAUGGGACAUGCGAUUCCACCAGGAAGAGAAACGUUCGAUCAAAAAAUGGAAGUACGAAAUGCAAUUGAGAUGGCCGGAAUCCCCCAUACAUACAUCGUUGGCGCUUGUUUUGCCGCAUACUUUGUCGGAAAUUUAUCUCAAAUGGGAACUUUGAUCCCUCCAAAGAAAAAGGUCAAUAUUUAUGGAGACGGAAAUGUAAAAGUGGUGUUCGCAGAUGAAAAUGACAUUGCAAAAUAUACUGCAAAGACGCUUAACGAUCCUCGGACGAUAAAUAAAACUGUGUAUCUUAGACCAGCCGAUAACAUUCUCACACAAAUGGAGUUGGUUAAGAUAUGGGAAAAGUUAACCGGAAAAGAAUUGGAGAAAACCAAUAUUUUUGCAAAUGACUUUCUUGCCGACAUUGAAGGCAAGUCUCGAUCAUUCAUAUAUAUAGUAACAAAGCAAACGUUUUGGAUUAUAUUUCUUUUACGCCUCCCGUAA